AUGUCACAGCAAGGAUUACGUUCAUUUCUACGUGAAGUAUCAGCAAUAUCCGAGAGAUUAGCUCAGUUGAAAUUAUCAAACACUAUCACAGAUAGUGAUGAUACUUAUGCUGUAGAAAGAGAAAUAUUAUCUGAACGUGCUCGUCGUCUUGUAUCAACGCUUACACUUGACAUGAUUGGUGCUGUUCUUCCGGAUCGUCUUGGUCUUGAAUCAAUGACAGCUCCAAUGUAUUAUAUUGACAUUUAUGAAUCGGAGCAUAUUCAUGCAUGCUUAUUUGGCUUCAAAAGUUGUAAUUUUAUGUUUCCAUUACAUGAUCAUCCGGAUAUGUACGGAUUUGUGAAAGUUCUUCGUGGUGCAUUAGCAAUUAAUUCAUAUACUGAACUUUCGCAUGAUGAGCAAAAAGUGUUAAAACGAACAAAAUGGAACACAUUAUCAUCUAAUGUUGUCAUUGCUAGAUUCGAAGGUAUCAGUAAUCGUUGGCACAGCGAUGAUUGCGUUUAUUUGGGUCCUAAAUUUGGUAAUAUUCAUUCGUUAACACCACUUGAAGAUGGUGCAGCAUUUUUUGAUUUACUAAUGCCUGGUUAUGGUGAUAAACCGUGUACCUAUUUUAAAAAUGUUGUACAAAAUCCAAAAUUAAAGCAAGCAUGUUUGUUGCAAAAAAUUGCCGAACCAGAGGAUUAUUAUUGUCAACUUUUACCUUAUGAGAAAAUUAGGUCACUUUAA
Brugia malayi is the source of this 723-nucleotide messenger RNA. RefSeq lists its product as uncharacterized. The coding region runs from base 1 to 723 and encodes 240 amino acids. The record is from RefSeq and is a predicted model, not a curated record. Gene Ontology annotation, cellular component: mitochondrion. The transcript has 3 exons. Lineage: Eukaryota; Metazoa; Nematoda; Chromadorea; Rhabditida; Onchocercidae. Gene Ontology annotation, molecular function: oxidoreductase activity, acting on single donors with incorporation of molecular oxygen, incorporation of two atoms of oxygen.